Blepharisma stoltei is the source of this 2484-nucleotide messenger RNA. The record is from the annotation of a GenBank genome assembly. NCBI's taxonomy places the organism in Eukaryota, Ciliophora, Heterotrichea, Heterotrichida, Blepharismidae.
AUGUCAUUUGAUCUAAAUAGACUUUUCAAUUACUCAGAAUUAACUAAAGUACUCGAAUGGAUUAUCACCCAAAUUAAAUCUCAAGACAACCACAUCAAAGAUAUAAAAGCAGCCCAAGCUGUUUUUCAGACAAAAUCCGAAGAUAUGGACAGCUCAAUUAAAAUAAUUCAAGAAAAAUGCACCACCUUUGAAGAAGGCCUUGAAACAAUAAAUAAAAUUUCAGACAAAGUAACAUCAUGAAGUGAAAGAUUUCGAGUCCUUGAAGAAAAAAACUUCCAAUUUUCCAUUGACAUAGAAAAUUUAAAAAAUUCAUUCGAAGCGAGCACUGAUGAAAUAAAGCUAGAAGGAAGGAGAAAUUAUGAUCAAAUUUCUAAUGAAUUGAGAAGAGAAUUCGCAAUAAAAAUUUCAGAAACUGACAAGGGGUUUACCAAUCAAGUUGCGAGGACAAUUGAUGAAAUUGAUAAGCUAAGAAAUGAUUUAUAGUUAUUUUAAAUUGAUAGAUAAAUUAAUAAUUUUUAGAAAAAAUUAUAGAAAUUCAGCCAAUAAAGCAUACAUUUUGCAACUGAUAGAGUAAAUGAGGUAGCUGACCAUGUAAAUGUGAUGGAUACUGUAACAGCUCCUAUUGAUAUAAAUCCUGCAAUGUUAAGACGGCCUUCUAUUAGAAGAACUGAUAUAAGGAGCAAUACAAUUGCAGCAGAAGUGCCGAUAAGUCAUUUUCAUGCUUUAAGCAGCAGAGUUACAGCACUAGAAAGCAAAUAUAAUGAUUAUUUUGAAGCACAAGAGGCUAGAGAAAUCCGAAACCUUCUGAAAGUUGAUGAUUUGAAUUUAAAAGACAAAAGAGUUAUGGAUGAUGUCGCAAUCGAAGUCCAAGAAAGAUACGCAAAAUUAGUCGACGAAAUGAGAUCUCUCAAAAUUCUGCUUGAGGCUGGCAACUCAGAUAUUGUCCAUGAAGAUUCUGAUAGCGAAAAAGCUCCAAAGUCCAAAAAAUAUUUAUCAAUAAUCGACAGAAUAUUUAAGCUAGAAAGAUCCACAAAGGAAACCAAAAGAUUUAAAGAUAAUUUAGAAAAAAUAUCAAAAAGCAUAGAAGAGCAUCAGAAGUUAAUUAGAGAAAUAAAAGAAUCCCAAGCACCCACCCAAGCUGUCCUUAAAAUCGUAGAAACGAUUGACCCUCCAGCUGAAAAUCCUCAUCUUUUACGCCCACGAAGUGGAAGCUUUGAUAUUUCAUCUUUAACUUCAUCUUUAUCUAGACAUGAAGAAAUCAUCGAUUUUAUACACAAAACCCUCCCUACAUUAGCCACAAAAAUUGAGCUUGAAGAAACAGUCAACUCAAUUGGCUUAAAAAUCAAAGAUGCAGCGAAACAUCAAACUGUCCCUGAAGAAGUGACUGAAAAACUCAAUGAAUUUGAGCAGAGGCUUAAUGGCUUUUGAAAAGAAAACAAAGACUUUUUAGAAGCAUUUGCCAAAAUAGAAGCAUGGAGAAAAGAUGUAGAAAAUGAUUUAAAUUAUAUUACCGAUGUCAAAGUCAGCACAAUAGAACAGAGGCUGCUAAACUUAGAAAUAAGCCAUAAUAGAAGAGGAAGUGAAGAAAAUGAAAAAAUUGUGAAAGAAGUACAAAGCACUUUUUCGGCUGAAAGUGAGCAGUAUUUCCGCAGCAUGAUUAUAGGACUAAGAACAGAUAUUGUGAAACUAAAAGACUCAGUAGAGCAUGUGAAAAAAGAUAUAGAAAACGAAAAAAACCUUUUUCAUAUUGACAGUGAAACGGCGAUUGAUGAAAUGCAAGACCCAAACAACACAAGCAAAAUUAUUGCGACACUAAAAAAGCAUGGGAGUGCUAUAAGAUUUCUGGCAAAUAGACUAGCCCCAGGCAGUGAUGAUAAAAUUUUUAAAGUUUACGAAGCAAAUGCACAAUUAAGCUACUUAGAAGAGCUUAAAAAAGAAAUGAAAGAAAUGAUCAACAAGCAGGAAAGCUCUAAAAGUCUGUCUAGUAAAGAAGUAGAAUUAAUACAAGAAAUCUAUGUAAUGCUUGAUUCAAAAAUAAACAAGCAGGAGCUAGGAAAGAAGGUAGAUAAGGCAGAAAUGCAAAGGAUUUAUAGACUGCUGAAGAAUCGAAUUGAUGAUGUGGCAAAUAAUGUGAAAAAGAAUGAAAUGACUUCUAGCAGAGGAGAAGAUGCAUUUUUCUCUAAAAAAAGACUGGAUAUGGAGUGUGCCUCCUGUGGACAAUUUUUACCAGAAAAAGUCGACCAGCAAAGGUGAUAUUAUGAAGCGUGGAAUCGUUUUCCUGCAAAUAAGACUUCUUCGUUUGGGCCUGGGUUUUCCAAAAUAUUAAAUUCGCUGGUAAUGAGCCCAACUGGGUCUUUUGGACUACCAACAAAGAGAUGUGAGUCAACUACGCCUGAUAUGCUACAUACAGGGACAAGUACAGCAGUUCCUGCUUCUCGAAAAAAUGCAAUUAAAAGAAAUAAAUUACCGACUAUGAGGCUUUAA